GAACACAGCGUUGUGCAGCAGACACUUCAGUGUUUCUCUGACUGUGUUUCAGAUCACAGUCGCACAGAUUGUGUGUGUGUGUGUGUGUGUGUGUGUGUGUGUGUGUGUGUGUGAUGUAACUGUUGAAGUCGAGCGGGUCGUAACGGGGCGAUUCGUCUGUUCAUGAUCAUCUGAGAUCAGUCGGCACAGAUCAGACACACAGACGCUCUUAAGAACCGUCUCGCGAUGUGGCUGCAGGUUUUGUCAGCGUGUGUGUUGGCCGCGUUGUGUCGCGCAGCUCCUCACGCUCACAUCAACCGUCUCGCUCUCUUUCCUGAUAAAAGCGCCUGGUGCGAAGCCAAGAACAUCACGCAGAUCGUGGGACACACCGGCUGCACUCCGCAGUCCAUCCAGAACAGAGCUUGUCUGGGUCAGUGUUUCAGCUACAGCGUCCCGAAUACUUUCCCACAAUCCACAGAGUCUCUGGUUCACUGUGACUCCUGCAUGCCUGCGCAGACGCAGUGGGAGGUGGUGACUCUGGAGUGUUCGGGCAGUGAUGAAGCUCCUCGUGUGGAUAAGUUAGUUGAACACAUUCUUCACUGCAGCUGUCAGUCGUGCAGUAAGGAGAGCGCUCAGGAGGGGGCGCUGCUGCAGCUUUACCCGUCAGAGGGGGCGCUGGAGAGCCCGUCACUGUCAGACAAACAGACACACACAGACACACACUCUCAGCAGCGCGCUCGCGCACGCUCUGAUGCGCUGCAGUUAGACACGUCAGAGGCGGGCUGACACGUCUCACACACUUCACUCGUCUCUCUCUCUGUCUCAUACACUUCUCAUCACACACACACACACACACACACACACACGCACGCACGCACGCACGCACACACACACACACACACACACACACAUCUCAUCACAUCUGCUUCUUAUUCAACAACUGCACACUUAUAACUCUGAGCUAUUCUUACUCACACACACACACACACAACACGACUGAUAAAACAAGCCCUGUAUUACUUCACAAACACACACGCACAAAUGUUCAGAUGUAUGUUUGUACACACAUUUAUUCUCUCUCUGUGUCAGUUGUUUGUGUAUUGUUGUUUAAUCACAAUAAAAGUGCCAAAUCAUC
Messenger RNA from Triplophysa rosa, 1114 nucleotides. It is a transcript of the gene nbl1, whose product is annotated as NBL1, DAN family BMP antagonist. Bases 226 to 765 code for a protein of 179 amino acids. Gene Ontology annotation, molecular function: receptor ligand activity; BMP binding. The transcript has 4 exons. NCBI's taxonomy places the organism in Eukaryota, Metazoa, Chordata, Actinopteri, Cypriniformes, Nemacheilidae. The record is from RefSeq and is a predicted model, not a curated record. Gene Ontology annotation, biological process: animal organ morphogenesis.